AUGAGAUACACCACAAUUCCAGUUAUCACUUCAGAUUUAAAACCAUUUUUUUUUUAUCCCGGCCACCUCUCUAAUCUCUCAAAUAAUAAAAAUCUAAAUAAUACUAUACAAAUACUUAAAGAAAAGACCAAAGCUUAUACGGAGUGUUAUUAUAUUAAUUUAGGUUGGAGCCCAUUCCAAAACGAGCAACACAGCCCAUACCAAAACAAGCAACAGAGCCCAUUCCAAAACAAGCAACAGAGCCCAUUCCAAAACAAGCAACAGAGCCCAUUCCAAAACCAAAACAAGCAACAGAGCCCAUUCCAAAACCAAAAACAAGCAACAGAGCCCAUUCCAAAACCAAAAACAAGCAACAGAGCCCAUUCCAAAACCAAAAACAAGCAACAGAGCCCAUUCCAAAACCAAAAACAAGCAACAGAGCCCAUUCCAAAACCAAAACAAGCAACAGAGCCCAUUCCAAAACCAAAACAAGCAACAGAGCCCAUUCCAAAACCAAAAACAAGCAACAGAGCCCAUUCCAAAACAAGCAACAGAGCCCAUUCCAAAACAAGCAACAGAGCCCAUUCCAAAACAAGCAACAGAACCCAUUCCAAAACAAGCAACAGAGCCCAUUCCAAAACCAAAACAAGCAACAGAGCCCAUUCCAAACAAGCAACAGAGCCCAUUCCAAAACAAGCAACAGAGCCCAUUCCAAAACAAGCAACAGAGCCCAUUCCAAAACAAGCAACAGAGCCCAUUCCAAAACAAGCAACAGAGCCCAUUCCAAAACCAAAACAAGCAACAGAGCCCAUUCCAAAACCAAAACAAGCAACAGAGCCCAUUCCAAACAAGCAACAGAGCCCAUUCCAAAACAAGCAACAGAGCCCAUUCCAAAACAAGCAACAGAGCCCAUUCCAAAACAAGCAACAGAGCCCAUUCCAAAACAAGCAACAGAGCCCAUUCCAAAACAAGCAACAGAACCCAUUCCAAAACAAGCAACAGAACCCAUUCCAAACAAGCAACAGAGCCCAUUCCAAAACAAGCAACAGAGCCCAUUCCAAAACAAGCAACAGAGCCCAUUCCAAAACAAGCAACAGAGCCCAUUCCAAAACAAGCAACAGAGCCCAUUCCAAAACAAGCAACAGAGCCCAUUCCAAAACAAGCAACAGAGCCCAUUCCAAAACAAGCAACAGAGCCCAUUCCAAAACAAGCAACAGAGCCCAUUCCAAAACAAGCAACAGAGCCCAUUCCAAAACAAGCAACAGAGCCCAUUCCAAAACAAGCAACAGAGCCCAUUCCAAAACAAGCAACAGAGCCCAUUCCAAAACAAGCAACAGAGCCCAUUCCAAAACAAGCAACAGAGCCCAUUCCAAAACAAGCAACAGAGCCCAUUCCAAAACAAGCAACAGAGCCCAUUCCAAAACAAGCAACAGAAAAGAAAGAAAGAAUGAAUGAGAGAGAGAAAGAAGGAAAUAGAGAAAGAAAGAGAGACAGAGAGAAAGAAUGAGAGAGAAAAAGAAAAGGAGAGAAAAAAAAAGAAAAGGAGAGUCAGAAAUUCAUCAUUUCAUGGAUCCUUCAGAAACCUGGAUCCAGGAACCUGGACAGUUGAUCUCACAAGUGCCACCCAACGAUUUCCCUAGAAAUUUAGCAGUUGACGUAUAUGGCUGA
Biomphalaria glabrata is the source of this 1647-nucleotide messenger RNA. RefSeq names its product serine/arginine repetitive matrix protein 5-like. The record is from RefSeq and is a predicted model, not a curated record. The transcript has 4 exons. NCBI's taxonomy places the organism in Eukaryota, Metazoa, Mollusca, Gastropoda, Planorbidae.